AUGGACCCCGAUUGUGAAGACUCUGUGAUGUCGCCGUCCGCCAACCAACUCACAGAUGGGAAGAGCAGAGAUGAGUCAUGGUGGUGCAAGCAGGAGCUGGCGGGCGUCGAGGUGCGCCUGCUGGACCAAGACACCUGGCGGCAGUUCUCGGAGGUGGGCACCGAGAUGAUCGUCACCAAACCUGGAAGACGCAUCUUCCCGGAGCUGAAGGUGUGCGUGUCGGGCCUGGAGGCCGGCGAGCAGUACGUUGUGGCGCUGGGGGUGCGGCUUAGCUGCGUGCAGCGUUUCCGCUUCCACAAGGGCCGCUGGGCGGCGUGGGGGCGCGCCGACCCGCCGCGGCGCGCGCCCGCUCGCAACCUCUUCCUGCACGCCGACGCUCCCGCCGACGGCCGGCAUUGGAGCCGCUGUGCCGUCUCCCUGUACGCCGCCAAGCUCACCAACGACCCCGCCUCGAGUGUGCCGCUCGGCGCUCAGAUACUGGUGUCGUCCAUGCAUAAGUACGUUCCAGUUGUGCACAUUUUCAAGACAAGCAGUUUGAUGAACUUAGAAACCUGUCAGAAAGCGAGCUUCAGCUUCCCAGAAGCAGAAUUUAUUGCUGUCACUGCUUAUCAGAAUGACGAUUUGGCAGCCCUUAAAAUUCGCAACAACCCAUUUGCCAAGGCAUUUAGAAACAAGCUCACAAGGCGACAGUCUAAUGUGGACGUGGCAGAGGUAUCUUCCAGUAAGUACAACUGCAAUAUUUAA
Molecule: messenger RNA, 744 nt
Organism: Schistocerca serialis cubense
Lineage: Eukaryota; Metazoa; Arthropoda; Insecta; Orthoptera; Acrididae
Product: T-box transcription factor mls-1-like
Exons: 5
Coding region: 1-744 (247 amino acids)
Biological process (GO): regulation of transcription by RNA polymerase II; cell fate specification; positive regulation of DNA-templated transcription
Cellular component (GO): nucleus
Molecular function (GO): RNA polymerase II cis-regulatory region sequence-specific DNA binding; DNA-binding transcription factor activity, RNA polymerase II-specific
Source: RefSeq, a predicted model, not a curated record